Molecule: messenger RNA, 2627 nt
Organism: Erigeron canadensis
Lineage: Eukaryota; Viridiplantae; Streptophyta; Magnoliopsida; Asterales; Asteraceae
Product: subtilisin-like protease SBT1.7
Exons: 1
Coding region: 36-2300 (754 amino acids)
Biological process (GO): proteolysis
Molecular function (GO): serine-type endopeptidase activity
Source: RefSeq, a predicted model, not a curated record
UCUAUAUAAUCAAAAGAAACCACCUACUAAAAAAAAUGAUAAUCAAAUUACUUGUCCUUCUUGUUUUAUGUUUUUGCAAUGUUUCAACUGCCGACGAUAACAAAAAAACUUACAUUGUUCAUAUGUCCAAACACCAAAAACCGACAACUACUUUCGGUGAAGACGUGGACCACGCUCAUUGGUUCGAUGCCUCGCUCAAAUCGGUGUCGAAAUCGGCAGAAAUGAUUUAUACAUACCAAAACGUCAUACAUGGAUUCUCUACAAAACUCACCCAAGAAGAAGCCGAAUCUCUCGAAAACCUCCCCGGGAUUCUCGCUGUCUUGCCGGAAUUGAAAUACGAGCUCCACACAACGCGGACUCCCGAGUUUCUCGGUCUAGACCAGAAUACAAAUUUGUUCCCACAAAGCUCCGGUGACAGUGACGUCAUCAUCGGAAUUUUGGACACCGGUGUUUGGCCGGAGAGCAAAAGUUUUGAUGAUACCGGUAUGGGACCGAUUCCAAGCGCGUGGAACGGCGCGUGUGAGACAGGUACUAAUUUUACUACUCAAAGCUGUAACAAAAAGUUAAUUGGGGCGAGGUUUUUUGCAAAAGGGUAUGAGGCGACUUUGGGUCCAAUUGAUGAGUCAAAAGAGAGCCGAUCUCCCCGAGAUGACGACGGCCACGGGACCCACACUUCCACGACAACCGGGGGUUCGGUUGUCGCGGGAGCGAAUUUGUUGGGUUACGCAGCCGGGUCGGCUCGCGGGAUGGCUCCAAAAGCAAGAGUAGCAGUUUAUAAAGUUUGUUGGUUGGGUGGUUGUUUUAGCUCCGAUAUUUUAGCCGCUAUGGAAAAAGCAAUAACCGACAAUGUUAAUGUUUUGUCUUUAUCUCUUGGUGGUGGUACCGCCGAUUAUUAUAGAGAUAGUGUAGCUAUAGGCGCUUUUGCGGCAAUGGAAAAGGGUAUUUUAGUAAGUUGUUCGGCCGGAAAUGCCGGGCCGACUUCUUAUAGUUUGUCUAAUGUGUCACCUUGGAUCACAACAGUAGGGGCCGGGACAUUAGAUCGUGAUUUCCCGGCCUCUGUUAGUUUAGGCAAUGGGAAAAACUAUUCGGGCGUGUCGUUGUACCGCGGCCCAAUAUUGCCCAAUCAGAUGUUGCCAUUUGUGUAUGCGGGCAACGCUAGUAAUUCGACUAGUGGGGCUCUUUGUAUGCCUGGAACCUUAGUGCCUAGUUUGGUUAAGGGUAAAAUUGUGCUUUGUGACCGUGGGGUUAAUGCUAGGGUUCAAAAGGGAUCUGUGGUGAAAGAAGCGGGUGGGGCGGGUAUGGUUUUGACUAACACCGCAGCGAAUGGGGAGGAAUUGGUGGCGGAUGCUCAUUUGUUACCUGCUACGACGGUAGGCCAGAAAGCUGGUGAUGAGAUUAGGAAGUAUGUGAUUUCGGAUGCGAAUCCAACGGCCACGAUUGUCUUUGAAGGGACGAAGUUGGGGAUCACACCGUCGCCGGUAGUAGCAUCUUUUAGUUCUCGUGGACCUAAUAGUAUCACCCCCGAGAUUCUAAAGCCGGAUAUGUUAGCACCAGGUGUGAAUAUCUUAGCGGGUUGGACAGGGGCUGUCGGGCCGACUGGUUUGCCAGACGACUCUCGCCGUGUCGGAUAUAACAUUAUAUCCGGCACGUCGAUGUCUUGCCCCCAUGUAAGUGGACUCGCAGCCUUGCUGAAGGCUGCGCAUCCAGAAUGGAGUCCAGCGGUUAUUAAAUCCGCUCUUAUGACUACUGCAUACACAUCUUACAAAGAUGGUAAAAUGAUUCAAGAUCUUGCUACAGGGAACCCAUCUACACCGUUUGAUCACGGUGCCGGACAUGUGGACCCGGUAUCUGCCGUUAAUCCAGGGCUAGUUUAUGAUAUCAGCGCGGAUGAUUAUUUUGAUUUCCUUUGCGCAUUAAAUUACACAGCUUCACAAAUACAGUUAGUGACUAAGAGAAACACUACUUGUGACGCUAGCAAGAAAUAUUUCGUUGGUAAUCUCAACUACCCGUCUUUUGCCGUUGUGGUUCCAUCGGACUCCACCGUGGUUAAACACACUAGGACGGUAACAAAUGUUGGCCCGGCUUCAUCUACAUACAAAGUGUCUACAUUUUCGGAUAAUAAGUCCGUUCAGAUGUCUGUGGUUCCUGAAACUUUGACAUUUAGUCAAGUGAAUGAGAAGAAAUCAUACACGGUGACGUUUACGAUGGGUCGCAUGGCAGUGAACUCGAAUGCGUUUGGCCGGAUUGAGUGGUCGGACGGGAAGCAUGUGGUGGGAAGUCCGGUGGCUGUUAGUUGGUAAUUGGUAGGAAAUUAAGUGUGUUAUUUUAACAAGGUGUUCAAGACUCUCCCAAAAAGGGGAGUGGGCGUUGGUGGUUGAUUAUAAGAUCUAAAUUUCAAUUUUUUUCUUCUUCAUUUCCGCUUUUAAUUUAAUUAUUAUAAUUAUUAUUAAUAGUAUAUUGUUUGAAUUUAAGAUUGUUUAUUAAGGGAUUGGAUAGAUCUCAAUUGUUAAUGAUGUUUGAGGUUGAAAACAUGAAGAAUAUGUAAGUAAUAAAGUUGGGAAUGUUUUCUUCCUUGUAACCAUCUUAAGUUAUUCUUCUAGAUUGAUUUAAAAUGAGUUCUGUUUUCA